Molecule: messenger RNA, 1236 nt
Organism: Ascochyta rabiei
Lineage: Eukaryota; Fungi; Ascomycota; Dothideomycetes; Pleosporales; Didymellaceae
Product: Anthranilate phosphoribosyltransferase
Exons: 2
Coding region: 1-1236 (411 amino acids)
Biological process (GO): L-tryptophan biosynthetic process
Cellular component (GO): cytosol
Molecular function (GO): anthranilate phosphoribosyltransferase activity
Source: RefSeq, a predicted model, not a curated record
AUGGCAUCCACAGUAUCAACAGCAAACGACGAAGAUCCCAAGGUCUCAAUCACGCCACUCCUAAAACGACUAUGGCAUGAAUCGCCAUCGACAAAACCCAACGCGGACGAGAUUGCUGCAGCACUUUCCUUGAUCUUCACAAACAGUCUUUCAGAGGUCCAGAUAGGUGCUCUGUUGACAUGUCUCCAUUUCACCGACGAAGACAGACAGGCGGAAGUGCUCGCCAAAUGUUCAAAAGCUAUGCGAGACUUCUCGACCAAAAUCGACGUACACGCGCUUGAGCAGGUCCUCCAGAAACGUGGAAGAAAGGAGGGCAACUACCAUGGAGGUUUGGUUGACAUAGUUGGCACGGGAGGUGACUCGCACAACACUUUCAACAUCUCAACGACAUCUUCUAUCCUCGCCAGUGCGUUACUUAUGGUGGCAAAGCACGGUAACAAAGCAUCCACAUCGCGCUCAGGCUCAGCAGACCUCCUGGCUUGCGCUCCCCCAAAAGCACCAAUAAUCACCGCGGUCGCCCCCAGAACCAUCAACGAAAUCUACUCUGAAACCAACUACGCCUUCCUGUUUGCACCUAUAUUUCAUCCUGGUGCAAGACAUGCUGCCUCCAUCCGCAAGCAGCUCGGCUGGCGCACAAUCUUCAAUCUCCUCGGACCCCUUGCAAACCCCCUGCACGAGCAGAUCGAAGCUCGAGUCCUUGGUGUAGCACGCAAAGAGAUUGCCCCUGACUUUGCUGAAGCGCUUCGCCAAUCCGGCGCCAGGAAAGCUUUGGUCAUGUGCGGUGAUGAGGAAUUGGAUGAGCUCUCAUGUGCAGGACCGACGCACUGUUGGCGCCUGAUUGAGAACUCUUCAGGCGAGGUUGACAUCAACUUCUUCAAGCUCUCUCCGGAAGACUUUGGGCUGCCAACACACCCGCUGAGCGAAGUGUCGCCGGGCCAGUCACCAGAGAAGAAUGCCGAGAUCCUGAUGAAGAUCUUGACUGGCGAAGUCUCACCCGACGACCCGAUCUUGCAUUUCGUGUACAUCAACACUGCUGCUUUGUUCGUAAUCAGUGGUAUCUGCGACGCAGACACGAGCGACAUGGGCGAAGGCGAUGAUGGCAAUGUCAUCAAAGAGGUUGGACCCGGCGGUGGACGCUGGAAAGAAGGUGUGAGAAGAGCAAAGUGGGCUAUAUCGAGCGGCGAAGCAUACAAACAGUGGCAAAACUUCGUCGAAGUCACUAACAAAGUGGCUUAG